Camellia sinensis is the source of this 1179-nucleotide messenger RNA. NCBI's taxonomy places the organism in Eukaryota, Viridiplantae, Streptophyta, Magnoliopsida, Ericales, Theaceae. The record is from RefSeq and is a predicted model, not a curated record.
AUGGCUAAGGCAAUUUCACAAAUCAUGCCUGAGGUUUUUCAUGGGUUGUGCACUUUUCACCUAAUGCAAAAUGCUUUGAAGCAUUUAGGUUACUUGUUCAAAAGUGGUUCAAAAUUUAGUAGCGAUUUAAAAGCUUGCAUUUAUGACUACAAGAAUGAGCAUGAAUUAAUUAAAGCUUGGAAUUCUUUGAUUGAUAAAUACAACUUGGAAGAGAAUGAGUGGAUGAAAAGAACUUGGAGAAAAAGAGAGCAGUGGGCGCGUGUGUAUAUGAAGUGGGUAUUUAUUAGAGGAAUGCGAAGCACACAACUUAGUGAAAGUCUAAAUGAAACAUUAAGGAGAUGUUUGAAAGGUGAUCAUAACAUUGUUCAAUUCUUUACUUACUUCAAUCGGAUUGUUGUAGAUAAGCGGUAUGAGGAAAUUUCUGCAAUAUAUGAUUCUAGACAAAAGUUGCCAAGAAUGAAAUUGAAAAAGUCUCCCAUUUUAAUCCAGGUUGCGAUGAAGCAAUUCCAUGAGUUAGAAGGAGAAGUUAAGUGCGUGAUUGGCUUGUAUGGUAAUGAUGAAGAGUAUAUUGUGGAUGGUAGGGUGGAAGUUAUUGGGCUAAGAGGAGAAAAAAGAUAUCGAAAAAUACAUUGUACUUGUAAGAAAUUUGAGAACUUUGGAAUUUUAUGUAGUCAUGCAAUCAAAGCACUUGAUAGAAUGAAUGUUAUGGAAAUUCCCGAAAGGUAUAUAUUAGGCCGAUGGAGAUUGGAUGCAAAAGAUUGUGAAGUUGAAGAGGAAAAUGUUAUAAUGGAUGAGGAUGAUCCAAAGUUGUUAAUAUUAGCACGUUAUAGAGAUCUUUGUCCAAGAAUGGUGAAACUAGCAACUCAAGCAUCUGUGCACAAACCUGCCUAUCAAUUGGUUAAUGAAGGGAUUAAGGAAUUAUGUGUAAAAGUGAAUAAUAUGAUGAAGGGAAUUGGAAAUUUUGGUACCGAAGAAUUAGAUGUGGAUGACCUCAACUUUGCACGAGUUAAGGGCAUAAAGAAAAAAGAUGUUGGACACAAAGAGAGAGGUAGAUUAAAACCUUGGCAUGAGAUGAUGAAUAAGAAGAAAAAAGUUAUUUCACAACCUACCCGCCUUAGUAUGUCAAUCAAGCAACACUACAAAUGUUCAAAAUUCAUCUUCAAGCCAACCAUAGGUUAG